Messenger RNA from Cottoperca gobio, 3005 nucleotides. RefSeq names its product fibulin 7 (gene fbln7). Gene Ontology annotation, molecular function: calcium ion binding. Lineage: Eukaryota; Metazoa; Chordata; Actinopteri; Perciformes; Bovichtidae. The record is from RefSeq and is a predicted model, not a curated record.
CUUUCUGCAGGAAACCUAGGUGGCGUGCAGAGCUCAGCUCAGAGGCUGAACUUUCCGAGAGCGCAGAUAAAGAGACGGGAGCGCAUCUCUGUCUCAGACACCUGAUGAGCAUCCCCCAGACAAACAGGGUACGGAACUUCUCACAACAUCUCAGUUUUUUGGAUUUUAUCGAAGUACCAAAACCAAAGGAGUCUUCUAAAUCUGGUAAAACACCUAUAGGGAACAGUGUUACUUUAUUAUUACUGGACUUUCAGAGAUGGCACUGUCUUUUCGACGCAGGUGUUUGCUUUUGCUGUGUUUGACAGCUAUCCAGAGUGGUCAUGCGUCCGUCCAGACGUGCAUGGAUAAGCACCAGGUGGUCGGGGUGCUUCGUCAAAUGGAGAAGUUUCUGAAAGGCCAGGAGAUACGAUUCACAGAGGGCCUCAGGAUCAUGAAGUCAAAAUUGGCAACGCUUCAGAACUCUGUCUCGAAGUUACCUCAAGCUGACCAGUCAGCUGCUCCCACCACCUGCCCCUCCCUGGAAGCCCCUGCUCACGGAACCAAGUUUGGAUCAAAGUAUUUUGUCGGACAUGAAGUCCAUUUCGCUUGUUCCCAGGGCUUCCAUCUUGUCGGUUCUGCCACGCGUGUCUGCCGGGAUAACGGCACCUGGACUGGCAUCAGUGCCAUCUGUAAAGAUGUAAGCGAGUGUGAAAGUAAUCCCUGCCAAAAUGGAGGUACCUGUGUGGAAGGGGCUAACCAGUACAAAUGCACCUGCCCCCAGAACUGGAGUGGCUCUCACUGUCAGCACCAAACCCAGACAGCACCACCUGAGUGGAGUGUUAUGAAUGAUCCAGCAUUCAGCCGAAGACCUCGCUGUGCCCAAGUGAACCGAGCCCAACACUGCAGCUGUGAUGCAGGCUUCCACAUGAGUGGCACCUCUGACAACAGUAUCUGUCAGGAUGUAAAUGAGUGUGAAGUGUACCGGCUGGACCAAGGAGGGAAGCUGUGCAUCCACGAGUGCGUGAAUGUCCCGGGCUCGUACCACUGCUCUUGCCCCAGCGACUACAAGUUGCUCCCAGACGGGCGGAGCUGUGAGGAUGUGGACGAAUGUUUAAGCCAGCAGCACAACUGCAGCCGAGGGACAACUUGUAUCAACAUGGGGGGAGGCUUUCAGUGUGUCAACCCAGAGUGUCCCCGUUCUCAUGGCAACAUCAGCUACGUGAAGACAUCUCCCCUUCAGUGUGAGAGAAACCCCUGCCCCAUGGACAGCCGCUCCUGCCACCUGGCUCCUAAGACCGUGUCCUUCCACUACCUGUCUCUGACCUCCAACCUGCAGACUCCUGCGACGCUUUUCCGUAUGGCGACCGCCGCCGCCCCAGGGCGCAGCGGGCCGGACAGCCUGCGCUUCGGCAUUGUGGGCGGAAACUCACGAGGGAUGUUUGUCAUGCAGCGUUCAGACAGGCAGACUGGUGAGCUGAUACUGGUCCAGCAGCUGCGCGGGCCGCAGGAGAUCAGCGUUGAUGUGGAUAUGUCUGAGUACAGCGACCGCACCUUUCAGGCCAAACAUGUGGCCAAGGUUAACGUUCUGGUUUCACCUUACAACUUCUGAGAGUGAGCUGGCGAAGGAGGAAGACUAGAGACAGAAAGGUGAAGAAGAACAAGGAAGUUUAAUGGGCACUGAGUUUCCUGCUACAGUUUCUUCAUCCCCUGACAGAAAUUCAUUUCAAAGGCCAGUAUUUGUUCAGUGGCCAAAGUACCAAAAGAGUGAUAAUGACAAGUACGGAAGCCCGUGUGUUUAUGACUUAAGAACAGGUGAAAAAGAGGCAUUGCCAGUAUAAUUUUUCUUAGUUCCUUAAUGUUGUUUUGCAUUAGUAAAACAGGUUGGAAAACAAAGUUCUGCAAGGGGAAAAUAAAGUUUUUGUCAAGAUAAUUUGUGUUUGUUGUUGUAAUACUCAUUUUGGCCACAAGAGGCUGAAGUGCACCACUUGUUCUAAAUACAAUUAAAAGCAUUGAUGUAUAAAGCAAGUUAUGUAACAUGACUGCCUUGUAUUAAGACAUGUAACUUGUGUUGAGAGUGCAAACUCACCUCGAAGUAAACAUGAAUGAUUUUACUCUCAUUUAGAACAUGGGCUCGUGGUGGACUUCAGUCUCUUGUGACUGAAACGAGUAUUACAACAACAAACACUUAAAGUAAAUAAAAUCAAUCUGCCAAAACUCUUUUUUCACCUGUUUCAAAGAUGAGAAAUAUAUUUUGUUAUUGAACUUAGAAAGAUUAUCCUGGCAAACCUUUUUUUUUUUGCCUGUCAUAAACACAGGAGAUAAAACUAUUUAGAUUUAUUUUUUCACUUGCCUCUCAGGGCUUCCGUCGACAAGCCAAUAUUUAACAGUUAUAUUAUGAAUAACAAUAUAUGGCAGAACACAUCAUAGAUGCUUCUUUAAGUAAUGUCAGUACGAGCUUUGACUGAUGAUGUACGACUGAGUGUGUUUGAAUGGAUGAAAACUAUCUAAACAAAAGCAUAAUGAAUUCAGGGAGGGAUGGAGAACUGUUUUUGACAUUUCUGUUGCUUUAUGUUUGUAUUUUUGUGUCCAUCAAAGAUCAUGUCUGUCUUGCUCAGGGUCCGGCCCCGGGGCUGAUGCACUGCCUCAUUGCUUCAUUGAUGAUAAAUCCCUAUUAGACAUUAGUGCUCCUGUGGCUCUAAUUUAUUGGAAAUAUUAUUGUUUGGUUUUUACGUACCGUAUGCCACAUGUUUAUCUUCCAUCAUAUACUGUAUAUUUGUUUUGUUUUUUGUACUAGCUUGUCUUGUUUAAGGCACCAUCCAUUAUACUAAGGGAGUUGUUUUUUUUAAACAGUAGAUGCAAUACUGAACCUGGGCAUAUUUCCCCUAUUACUCAUAUUCUGUAUGUUACCCAGAAAUCAUUAUACUCUAAAUCACAGAUGAUCGGCAAGCUUGGCAAAUGCACUACACAAUUUAUGUGGAAUUUUAAUUGUCUUUUCAUAACUGAAAUAAAGUCAGUCUAACAUUUCA